AGUGUGUAACGUCACUUUCAGUGCUCUUCCAUCAAGAUUGACUGCAAUCUAUCCUGCAUGCUUUCCGGCAGCAUUUAAGGAAGUUAGGUCUCAGUUACAGGGCCAUUACAAUUUGGCAACUGUAGUUCCUGAAGGUGAUGAUGUCAUACUGAUCAGCUGACAGCUGUCCCACCUCCCAGAGGACACGGAUCACGCACGAGGAGGAUGCUGGGAAUCAGAUGUCUGAAACUGAUUACUACAUCAACAAAUCAAAUCCUUGAAGAUUGUAGAGUUACUGAUUCUGUGAAGUGCAAUAUGAAAUGCCAAACCUGUUCCAUCUCUUAAACAUGAAGCUGGCGCUUGAGUUAAAGAAUUGGAACUUGAACCGAUAAGGUUUCCUCACAGUAUCUGUUGAAGUUCAGGAUGCUGUUGAGAAGUGGGCCUUUUUAAGGUCUGUUUACGCCUUAAGUUAGAAGUACUGGAUUCAGUGUUUUCUGCACUGAACUGUGGCUGCAAACACUGGAGCUAAGCAACAAGGUGCAUUGAUGUUUGUAAUUUAUUUUUCAAGUGUUGGAGUAAAGAUUGUAGUAAAGCUUAUGAUCUCAUUUGUCCGAUGGUAUAUUGUGAAUCCAGUCUUUGCUGCCAGUGUGCACAUUCAGCUUCUCUUAUAUUGAUAAUGUGAGCAAGACAGGAGAUCAAAUCUAAUUGAAUUACUUACAUCAGGGGUUUUCAACCGGUGGUCCGCGGACCCCUGGUGGUCCGCGGCGGCAUUGCAUGUGGUCCGUGACAAGAGCCUAUGUUGAUCAGUUCACCAUUGUUUUUUUUUAAUAUAAAUUCGCUUUGAUAUUUCAACACAUUUCCAGAAUACCGUUACAUAUCGUGAAAAAUAUGUUUAAAAUAAUAUAAAGGAAAUUCAAGCUGACAGAAUGUAGCCUUGCGCCUAUCCAGUCUAUGGUAGCCUGUGAUUCGCUAAUGGUAAUGAGUUGCGUCGCUAACCUCACUUAUUAUUCAUUACGUACAGUCUUGCGAGCAAAGUUGACACACAUUUAUAAGCAUAGCCGACGAGAGUAUUUUAAGAUAGGUUGUAGUACAGCAAACAUUUGUUACAUAUGUACUAUUCUAGCUAUAUAUCUAGCACCAAUGGAUCGUUUUGUAGUGAGGAAAGUGCCAGAGGGACAGGCUGCCAUGACAGAGGGUCAGGCUGCCACGACAGAGGGACAGGCCGCCACGAUAGGGCAAGGACAGGCUUCCGAAGCGUCAACUUCGCAAAAAAGACGAAAAAGAAAAUACAAUGAGGAAUAUGUUAAAUAUGGAUUCACAGUGACGACAGACAGAGCAGGAGAGGAGGUACCACUGUGUUUCGUAUGUUCAACAAUUCUCUGUAAUGAAGCUAUGAAGCCGUCGAAACUUACGCGGCAUAUGGAGACGCAUCACGUCCACUUGAAGGCCAAACCCGUUGAGUACAUGCAACAGAUGUUGCGUGAUUUCAAAGGACAGCAGGCUACCAUGAGGAAGAGUGCAAAAAUAAAUGAAAACGCACUGAAAGCAUCGUAUCUGGUCGCUCUCAGGGUUGCAAAAAGUAAGAAGCCCCAUACCAUUGCAGAGCAGCUUAUAUUGCCAGCAGCCAUAGAUAUGUGCAGAGCUAUGGUAAGCGAAGAAUGUGCCAACAAAUUAAAAACUAUUCCGUUGUCAGACAACACAAUCGGAAGACGAAUUGGGGAAAUGGCAAAUGAUGUCAAAGACCAGCUGAUGGCAAAACUUCAGACAGUUCUGUUUUCCCUUCAAAUCGACGAGACGACAGAUGUUACUAAUGAUGCGCAACUGUUAACAUUUGUGCGAUACGAGGACAGUGGCACUAUGUGCGAGGAAUUUCUUUUUUGCAAACCACUGCCCGGGCGAACUACCGGUGUAGAAAUAUUUAAAGCACUGGACGAUUUUUUCACGGAGCACAAUAUCUCGUGGCAGAGGUGCGUUGCAUUAUGCAGCGAUGGGGCCCGAGCCAUGAGUGGCAGCAAGACUGGACUGUUUGCGCAUGUAAGGAGGGUGGCUCCGGGGGUAAUUUGGACACACUGCCUGAUUCAUAGAGAGGCUCUCGCCUCCAAAGAUCUCAGUGUUGAGCUCAGUGGUGUGUUUGAUGUCGUUGUCAAGACGGUCAACUUCAUAAAACGAAACGCAUUGAAUACACGCCUGUUUUCAUCCCUAUGCCAUGACUUGGGAAGUGAACACAGCUCUCUCCUUUAUCAUUCAGAGGUGCGUUGGCUGUCUCGCGGCGCUGUGCUCGCCCGUGUGUUUGAACUACGCGGAGCUAUCUACGAGUUCUUGUGCGAGAAGCAUUCUGAUCUGGCUUCCAAUUUCAACGAUAGUUACUGGUUAACUAAGCUGGCGUACCUCACAGAUGUUUUUGCAGAGCUGAACAAGUUGAACAGCUCCAUGCAAGGGAGAGAUGCAAACGUCAUGCAGCUCUACGAGAAGCUCGACGCAUUUGUGAAAAAAAUGUCAAAGUGGAUCGAACGAGUGGAGAGCAAUAACUUGGCGAUGUUUCCUUCAGUUGAGGAAUACCCUGACAGCACUGACAUCAACGACACUAUAUGUGAGCAUUUGAGGAAGCUUGUGCGUCAAUUCGCAAAGUACUUCACUGAUUCGGAAGAGUGGCGCCGUGACAGCAAGUGGAUCCUGCUCCCAUUCAGUGACGAUGCAUCAGUAGGGUCAAGUCUGAUGGCUGUGGAAGAGGAUAAGCUGAUUGAGAUGUCCACAGACUCUGUCAGGAGGCAUAUGUACGACACACAGCCCCUUGUUAAAUUCUGGAUAAGUUGCCAGACAGAAUUUCCACAGCUUGCUGCAAAAGCAAUGAGGUGUCUUUUGCCCUUUCCAACCACAUACCUGUGUGAGAGUGGUUUUUCUACACUGGCGUACUUAAAGAAUAAGUACAGGGCUAGGCUUGAUCCAGAGAAUGACAUGAGACUGUCUCUGUCUACCAUUUCGCCACGAAUAGACAGGCUGUGUGGACUUCACCACGCCCAGAUAUCACACUGACAGGUAGGCCUAAUUCUCCCAUGUUUUCACUGUUACGACCCUGGCGGGUUUAGGCCCCGCCCUGUGUUAAUGGUAAGCCUGUUCUCUCUCCCUGCUUUUCUCAAUCUCUCUCUGCUUUUCUCAAUCUCUCUGUCUCUACAGCAGGUGAUUGGUGACAGGUCUGUCCUGGCUGGGUUAUAAAAGCCCUGACCAGCCAGCAGUUGAGGCUGCCUUGGUCUUCAUUUGUUGGAUUUUGGUUCUCCGGUGUUGUUGGAUUUUUGUUCUCCGUUGUUGUUUUGUCACACACCUAGACUGACUUUGCAUGACAUUUUUAGUUACUUUUCCCAAUACUGAAUUGCACAACACUUUAUUAUUCUUUAUUCUUUCUUUAAAAUAAUCUUUAAUUUAAUUUAAUUUAAUAAAUCUACUUUUAUUAUUAUAAAAUCUGCGUGGCCUCUCUUUCAUGUUUCAUGCAUUGAGCUAUGCAUGUAACACCAAAUACACACGCGCACGCGCAGGCACAUCAGUGGGCCGCGGAUUGCUUUCUAGUCCGAAUGGUGGUCCCUGGGACAAAACCAGUUGAAAACCCCUGACUUACAUGGUCAAUAUAAUAUAAGAAGUUAUGGGAACUUGAUAUAAAAUAUUAACAACAUAACAGUUCAACAAAUGCCUUCCAUGCGUAGAAAUAUAUUUGGUGCUUUAAAUGUUUCUUUAAAUUGCAUAAGAUAUUCACAGCUGAGAUUGCGUAAGACAGGGUGUUUUAAAUGACUAAACCAGGAGACUGCAUGAGUCGGUUUUAUAAACAAAUCUAUGAGCAAGUUGAGAUGUUAAGACAAGUUCCAGCAAGACUUUUCCUCACGUUGUGAGCUCAAAUUAAGGGUAAUUUGCUCCUACAACGUGAUCAAUCAUUUAAGGAAAUGCCUCCAACAAAGUCUCAAUAUGCGGUGCUUCGUGAUUUCAACUAAAACAUCUCUUGAUAAAUUUCAGCCUGGAUGUGCCAAAAUAAUGUCUGUGAUGUAUAGGUGGUUUUACAAGAUAUCAUAAAGUGUCCCCCUCGUAGAGUGUUUUUCCUAUGAGACAGGAUGCCCCUAAGUCAUAUUUGAUUUCCAUCUAGCAAAGACAAGGGCAGGAUAUUCACUCUUAAGGAUUACCUUUCAACAGAUCUGGCUGUUUGAUUUUGGUCAACAACCACACUGUUGCUUUCCAGUGUCCAGAGUGUAGUACAAAUGUCAACAUACGUGUGUGCUGACUUAAACAAAGCAGGCAGAUUUGUGUAAAAUAGGAGUGAGCACUGCUUUAAUGACAGCAAUUAUUUUGGAUUUACAUAUGAACAGAUGUUCAGGUCUAAACACCUUACAUGCAAUUUAAAGGGAAAUCUACCUAUUUUGUUAUUUCAAUCUUCAUGUUUAUCAGGAUUAUUCAGUAUGUUUGUGAAUUGGCUCUGCGCCAUUAUGAAAGAAGUAAACUGAACCAAAAAACGUAUACACUGAACUGAAUUUUCAGUUGUAGAAUAAGUGCUGAUGUCCUUUUAUAACAACAUAAAAAUACUCUUACAACGAUAAGCCCUGUAUUCAAAUCCGAUGUAAGAUGAUAUCCACUAAGAGCUGUUAUCAGCAAUACAUACUCAAAGUAUUAGAACUAAAAUAAUUCUCAAAGAGAAAUACAGCUCCUGUGUGACUGCCAUUAUAUAUUAUAUUCUACCUGUAUUAAUAGAAAUACAAAGAAGCCUAUGAUGUUUCUGUUUGGUGGAGCUAACUGUACGUACUUGAUAUAGUUGAAGAAGGAUGAGAUGAAUAGUGGCAUAAAGGUAAUGGGGGGAACAAAAACAGUUCUUGAGGCUUAACGUUUUUGUCAAAUAUUGCAAAAAAUACUUUUUCUUCUGGUUAUAGCCAACCCAACCAGAAUCUGCUUUGAUGUAAAGGGGGGCCUAACAAAUGGGAACCUUGGUUUUAUCAAUGGGUUAGUGUGGAUUGUUUUAUCUUGUUAUGUAAAGCUUUCAAGUAGCCUGAUGUUUGUAGAGUAAAACGAAGUGCUUUCCUCUAAAAUGUAGUGUACUUUAAAUGGAAAAAACUGAAAGACAUGAUUAAAGCACAGAAGGGGAUCAAAUAGGAAAACACGUGCUUCUCCAGAUGAGCUAAAUAGUGUUGGGUUCGAUUAAUAGCGUAGAAAAAAAC
Molecule: messenger RNA, 5165 nt
Organism: Eleginops maclovinus (Patagonian blennie)
Lineage: Eukaryota; Metazoa; Chordata; Actinopteri; Perciformes; Eleginopidae
Gene: mcoln2
Product: mucolipin TRP cation channel 2
Exons: 2
Coding region: 931-3012 (693 amino acids)
Cellular component (GO): membrane
Molecular function (GO): NAADP-sensitive calcium-release channel activity
Source: RefSeq, a predicted model, not a curated record